AUGGCCAUUGGCAAGGCCGCCGUCCCUUUCGAGCCCGACAAGGAUAUCCCCUCUUUAGAUGGCAAAGUCAUUCUCAUCACGGGUGGCAACAACGGGCUUGGAAAACAAGCUGUCUGCGAAUACGUCAAACACAAUCCCAAGCAGAUCUGGCUCGCCGCGAGAAAUGCGGCCGCUGCUCAGGCGGUAGUGGAUGAGAUACAUCAAUACAAGCCAGACUCGCCGAUAGAAGUUCUCGAGCUAGACUUGUCUUCAUUCGAAUCCAUUAGGCAAGCUUCAAAGAGGUUCCUUGCUGAGUCUGACCGACUAGACAUUCUGAUGUUGAACGCGGGCAUCAUGGCCGCGGCACCGGCUCUCACAGAGAACGGAUAUGAACUUCAGUUUGGUACGAACCACAUGGGCCACGCGCUGCUUACCAAGUUCCUUCUUCCCAUCUUGGAAAAGACUGCGUCAGAGCCCAGUGCUGAUGUCCGGGUGGUAUCUUUAUCAUCCAGAGCACACUUCCUAGCUCCAAAGGGAGGCAUCGUAUUUGAAUCGCUCAAGACCAAAGCAGACGAGAUGCAGGCAUUUGGAAGAUACGGGCAGAGCAAGCUGGCUAAUGUGCUCUUUGCUCGGCAACUAGCGGCGCAAUAUCCCCAAUUUACCGUCACUGCUAUUCAUCCCGGCGUCGUGAGAACAAACCUCAUCAACGGCAUGUCGGGCGCAGGGAUCGCCAAGAGAGUCCUGGGACCCCUGGCAAGUUAUUUUUUCACUCCGGUGAACCAGGGCGCCAAGAAUCAGCUGUGGGCGUCUGUUGCGAAAAGUGUGAAGAGUGGAGAGUAUUAUGAGCCGGUUGGUAAAAAGUUCCAGGGCCGACGCGCAUUGAGUGCCUUCGAGAAGAAUCUAUUCCGGGUCAAGAAAACAUCCGACCUGCCGCUGGUGAAUUUGGUUUCAUCUCCUGAGCUAUCUGCAAUUCUGAUGAAUUGUUGCAGCUCGGUAAUGAAUUCCAACCUUUUCACAAAGGCCGCCGCGCCUGCGCGAGUGAUUGCGCAUGCCAAGUUCGGUGGUCAACCAAAGAUCCGACAAUGCCUGAACAAGGGAGCAAAGCUUCAUACAGCUGCUUUUCGCAGCAGUCCCCGUGAAACAUGCACUCGGGUAAAGCGAAAUAUCAUCCCAUCAACCAAGAGACCCUUUCACAGCACUAAUUCUCUGUCCCAAAAAGACCCUUACAAAGCUCUUGGCGUAAGCAAAUCAGCGUCUGCCUCAGAAAUCAAAAAGGCCUACUAUGGCUUGGCCAAGAAAUUUCAUCCCGAUACGAACAAGGACCCAAACGCGAAGGAGAAGUUUGCUGAUAUCCAAUCAGCAUAUGAGAUUCUGUCCGACCCCAAGAAGAAGGAACAGUAUGAUCAGUUUGGUGCCGCUGGCUUUGAUCCCAACGGCGCACCAGGCGGAGACCCAUUUGCAGGAGCUGGCAAUCCGUUUUCUGGCUUUGGGGGGCAAGGUGGCUUCGGUGCGCAGGGUGGCUUUGGCGGAGGUUUCAACUUUGAGGACAUCUUUUCGGCGUUUACUGGGCAGCAGGGUCCUUUUGGCGGUCGACGAGGCGCACGGUCGAAUCCUUUCCAGCAAGAAAUCCUUGUUGGCGAUAACAUCGAGGUGCAAGCCAGCAUAACUUUCAUGGAGGCCGCGAAGGGCACUAGUAAAACAAUCAGCAUUACCCCGUUGACGACUUGUGGGACGUGCACUGGUAGUGGACUGAAAGCCGGCACACAGCGCUCGCCUUGCAAGUCGUGUAACGGAACUGGCACUCGAUUGCACUUUAUGCAAGGCGGCUUCCAGAUGGCUUCGACUUGUGGAACUUGCGAAGGCACGGGCACAACUAUUCCAAAAGGCUCCGAGUGUCGAACUUGCUCCGGCAAUGGUGUUGUUAGGGAACGCAAGACCAUCACCAUCGACAUUCCUGCGGGUAUUGAGGAUGGCAUGCGGUUGCGCGUGGACGGCGCCGGAGACGCCCCGCCAACGGGAAAGACUGCCGACCCGAACACCAGGAUUCAGCGUGGAGACUUGUAUGUUUUCGUUCGUGUGGCCAAGGACCCCAAAUUCAGUCGCGAGGGCUCCAACAUACUAUAUACCGCCAACAUUCCUCUUACCACGGCCCUGUUAGGUGGCCAGGUCAACAUCCCGACACUCGAUGGCUCAGUUAAUGUCAAGGUAGCCACGGGCACCAACACUGGCGACAAAAUGACGCUCACUGGCAUGGGUAUGAAGAGAUUGGGUGCCCGAAGAGGCGGAGCAGGUGAUCUCAGGGUCGAGUUUCGAGUGAACAUGCCCAAGUAUCUCAGCGCAAACCAGCGAACCAUUGUUGAGAUGCUUGCCGAUGAGAUGGGCGACAAGACGGCUCGACGAGUGAUGAAUGUCUCGUCAGCAUCAAACAACGACGCAUCAAACCCAGAUUCACAUAAGAACGAAGGGUUUCUAAAGUCCAUGUGGCACACACUCACAAACCACCCAGCACAUCAAAAAGAAGGUGAAGAAAAGUCGAGCGCCGACAAGUCUGAUGCAAAGAAGGACUCCAAAUCCGACAACAAGGAUAACAAGCCAAAGGACGAGCCUAAAAAGUCGGAUUCUGGACCAGCCUAA
Messenger RNA from Metarhizium acridum CQMa 102, 2613 nucleotides. RefSeq names its product mdj1 protein precursor. Gene Ontology annotation, cellular component: cytoplasm. Gene Ontology annotation, molecular function: ATP binding; heat shock protein binding. Lineage: Eukaryota; Fungi; Ascomycota; Sordariomycetes; Hypocreales; Clavicipitaceae. Gene Ontology annotation, biological process: protein refolding; response to heat. The record is from RefSeq and is a predicted model, not a curated record.